AUGGCUCAACACCGCGAAGCGCCUCAUAGGCCACAAGACGUUCAAGACGUUACUGAAAUGUUGCAGGGCCUCGAGAGCAAUAAAGGCAAAGGCAAAGGCAAGUCUGGAUUCUCGGUCAAGAAAAGCACAUUUAACGUCCACGGGAUCAAUGUCGACUCCUGGCGAAUGCAGGACUGGGACUACAAGAAAGAAGGUCUGCCUACCUAUGCCCGAGGAAUCUUCACGACCAAGACCACGAAGGGUACCCCUGAGAUCGUCACCCGAGGCUACGACAAAUUCUUCAACCAUGGGGAGGUCCGUGAGACCGGGUGGGAGAACGUUGAGAAGAACACUCGAGGACCUUACGAACUCAGCGUGAAGGAGAAUGGUUGUAUCAUCUUCAUUUCCGGACUCGAAGAUGGUCCUCUCCUGGUCUGCAGCAAGCACUCCACAGGUGCACGCACCGACACUGAUGUCAGUCAUGCUAUGGCAGGUGAGCAGUGGGUCGACAGGCAUUUGGCUACGAAAGGAAGGACACGACAGCAACUGGCUCUUCGGUUACGUGAGAUGAAUGGUACAGCCGUGGCUGAGCUCUGCGAUGACGACUUCGAGGAGCACGUGCUGCAAUACACACCUGAUGCUGCUGGGUUGUACCUGCAUGGUAUAAACCUCAACCUGCCAGAGUUUGCCACAUAUCCUCAUCACCUGAUCGAUCAGUUCGCCGAUGAGUGGGGCUUCAAGAAGACCAUGUAUGUGGUCAAGGAAUCGCUCCGUGAAGUGAGGACCUUCCUCGAAGGCAUCGCUGAGACUGGGAACUACGAUGGUCGCGACACAGAAGGCUUCGUCAUUCGAUGCCAGUCAAAGGCGAAUACUGGAGAGUGGCACGACUGGUUCUUCAAAUACAAGUUCGAAGAGCCUUACCUCAUGUACCGCCAGUGGCGUGAGUGCACGAAGGCUGUCAUUGGUGGUCGGCAGCCAAAGUAUAAGAAGCACAAGAAGAUCACAGAGGAGUACAUCGACUUUACUCGGAGACAGCUACAUGCAAAUCCAGGACUGGGCGAGGCCUACAACCAGAAUCACGGCAUCAUCAAGAUGAGGGACGACUUCCUCGCAUGGCGUGGCGUGAAGGGCUCGGACAUCAUUCGACAGGAGGAGCAGGAAGGUGACGUGGAGAACGAUAAUGUCCGUAACAAUGUCAUUCUCGUUCCCGUUGCUACCAUUGGCUGCGGCAAGACCACUGUCGCUCUAGCACUAUGCAGACUGUUUGGCUGGGGCCACGUUCAGAAUGACAACAUCACCGUCAAGAAGGGCAAGCCUCUCGCCUUUGCUCAGGCUUGCUGUGCAGAGCUCCAAAACGCACCAGCCAUGAUCGCAGAUCGUAACAACCACCAGAAGCGUGAACGUGAGCAGCUUAUCACCGACGCCCACCGAACAGUGCCAAACGCCCACUUCGUCUGCCUGCAGUACGUGCAUGGUCGUGGCGACUAUGAUCGGAUCCGUGCCGCGACUCGUGAGCGCGUACUGACUCGAGGGGAUAACCACCAAACCAUUCAAGCCGGCAGCAAAGGCCAAGGCGAGAUCAUCGAAAUCAUGGAAGGCUUCAUGCAUCGCUUCCAGCCUGUCGACACAGAGUCGCGUCCUGAUGAUGGCUUCGACGUUGUAAUCGAUCUGGACCCAUGUGCCGACUCUCGUCAGAACCUGGAGCAUGUGGUUAGCAUGAUGUACACUGAAUUCCCGAAGUUGUUCGGGGAUCAAGACAUGCCCUCUGCGCACAACAUGGACGCAGCAAUCGAUGCCGCCAUGAACAAGUACACCGUCGAUAUCAAGCAUGAGAUUAAGAGCCGGGAAAACGGCCGUGGCAAGCCAAGCCAGGGUUCGACGUUUAAUGGUGCUCUUAGCCAGCCAAAUGGCAAGGCCAAGGAGCGCAAGAUCGACUACUUCGCCGCACAAGUCUCUCCGACACGCGUCUCCGCCAUCCUCGACACCUUGUUCCGCGAAGCUCCCGCUGAAACUGCACGGAUGUACCAGAUCCUGAAGCAGACAAGGCGGCUUCAGCCCGAAUUUCACGUCACCCUCAUCCACCGGGCUAUGACUGGCCAGUUCCCAGAGCAAUGGAACAGGCUACAAGAUCUGCACAACAAGGCCACCGCACCCACAGCGGAGCGCCCAUAUCCUCUUCCAGAAUCCAAGCUCGGUAUGUGCAAAGUCCGUCUUGAGCGCGUGGUCUGGGACGAUCGUGUCAUGGCGGUUGUCGUCCGGCUGAGUCCAUUCGAGGAGGGUGGCGAGCAGUUUACGUCUGUCAAUUCCACGGCCCAUAUCACGGCCGGUACUGCAGCUCCGAGCAUCAAGCCCAAGGAGUCGAAUGAUCUACUGGAGCGGUACUUGAAGGAGGGCACGAGUACGGGUGUUCAGGAAUUGGUUGUCAAGGGGAAUGUGGAGCUGGAGGGGACUGUUCGUGGAGUUCUUCAGAGAUAA
This is a messenger RNA of Recurvomyces mirabilis, 2454 nucleotides long. RefSeq names its product tRNA ligase (gene trl1). Gene Ontology annotation, molecular function: ATP binding; GTP-dependent polyribonucleotide 5'-hydroxyl-kinase activity; RNA ligase (ATP) activity. The record is from RefSeq and is a predicted model, not a curated record. Gene Ontology annotation, biological process: tRNA splicing, via endonucleolytic cleavage and ligation. The transcript has a single exon. Bases 1 to 2454 code for a protein of 817 amino acids. Lineage: Eukaryota; Fungi; Ascomycota; Dothideomycetes; Mycosphaerellales; Teratosphaeriaceae. Gene Ontology annotation, cellular component: nucleus.